AUGCGCUGCACCGUCACAAUCCUCGGCUUCGCGGCCGUUGCCCGCGCAACAUGGGACGGUGACUUCACCUACCCGCCGGGCAUCGACCCCCUGGGCCUCGCCAACGGCAACGCAGACUUCAGCAUCAAGACGUUUGGCCCCAUGACCGGUCCCCCCUCAGAUUGUAUCUCCGUAUGGCACCCUCCCCAUCCAGAAGUCUACAUCGACGACUGCGAUAGCGACAACGAGCACGGCUGGCACUGGGUCCACCCGGGCAAGCCAAAGUGGUGGAAUCCCGGCAAGGACAAGGGCGGCCACAAGAAGCCUAAGCACCCAAAGCCGUGCGACGAGUGCUCCGAGCAGCCGUCUCCGGAGCCCACCUACCCACCCGACGAGCCGGACCAGCCCGAGACCACCACCCCGCCGCAGUGGAAGUGGACCACCUCAACAAUCACCCAAACCGCCGUCUCCACCGUCUACAGCUGCCCGCCCAGCGUCACCGACUGCCCCGGCAACGGCGGCGGCGGCGGCGGCACCAUGUACGAGACCGUCACCGUCCCCGCCAUCAUCACCAUCUGCCCCGUCCCCGUCGAGCCCAACCCAGCACCGACCUACACGCCCGUGGCUCCCCCCACGACCACCGCGCCGCCCGCGGAGCAGCCCGCACCCAGCAACCCUUCCCCUCCCGAGACUGUGCCUCCCGUAGUCAUCCCUCCCCCCGUCUCCUCCAGUCCUCCCGAGGCUACUCCCGUGGCUCCUCCCGUGGUUCCUCCCGUUCCGUCUAGUCCCCCUCCACCUCCCUCCGCCACACCGACCAAGCCUGAAAUAGGCACCGUCACCAGGCCCAACCCGACCGCGACCACAAGCCGCGCCGUCGUUACCGCCGGUGCUGUCCAGAACGUGCAGCGCGCAGGUGGUGUGGUCGUGGCCGUGGUGGCCGCCGCUGCCGCUUUCAUCUAA
Messenger RNA from Colletotrichum orchidophilum, 939 nucleotides. RefSeq lists its product as uncharacterized. The transcript has a single exon. Lineage: Eukaryota; Fungi; Ascomycota; Sordariomycetes; Glomerellales; Glomerellaceae. The coding region runs from base 1 to 939 and encodes 312 amino acids. The record is from RefSeq and is a predicted model, not a curated record.